AUGAAGGAAAAUAAAGUAGAUAAUGAAGAAUUUAUUAAAAAAAGAUCAGAUUCUGGAUUUACUGAAACAUCUUACCUUCAAAGUGAAUAUUUAAAGAUUAACGAAAAUAUUUUUGAAGAAAAGGGAAUUAUUGAAGAAUUAAAUAUUCCCAUUUAUUUAGAAAGAGAUUCUAAAGAUUUUGCUUCUAAUGAAAUUUUAGAGAAGAAAUUAGAAAAUAUUGAAGAAUAUUUUGAAGAAGAAAAAAAUAAUAAUUUUAAUUUAUUACAAAUUAGUCAUCCUGAUGAGUCUUUACAAGUUUCUGUAAUGUUACUUGAACAAAAUCAACAAUUAAUUUCACCAAUUUCUGAAAGAACUAUUAAAAUACCCGAAGAGAAAAAUAAAAGUUCUUCUUCUUUGGAUUCUGUUGGAAUAAAUUCUGAAAUUUCAGAAAUUAGUUCUGAAGAGGAAAAAGAACUAAAAGACCAAACACAUACUUUACCUUCUUUAAAAAUAUUAGGAUUUGAUGCUAAAGUUUUCGAAUCAGAAAAAGAUUUUGUGCUUCGAAUAAAAGCUGUAGUGAAAAAUGAACCAAAAAAAGUAAUUGAUAGUCAAAUAAAAGUUGAAGAAUGGUUAACCAAAUAUGGAGAUUCUCAAUUAUUUGAAAUCGAAAUGAAUAAAAAGGAGGGGGAGGAAUUAUUGGCUGAAAAAGAUGAAGUGGAAAUUUCUAAGAAAAUAAUGAAAACUCCAAGACAAUCGUCGAUUACAGGAGAAUUUAGGGAAGAGAGAGAAUCUUCGGUUAUUUCAAUCAAAUACGAACUUCAAAAAUCAAAAUCUGAAGCAGAAAAGUCUCUAAAUUAAUAAAAGAACAAAGAAAAGAAGAAAUAAAUAUAAAUACAAAAACAUUUAAAGAGGAAUUUAAAAAUUUCCAAGCAAAUUUGAUUGGAAAGGAAGACUGGGAAAGUUAUAGAAAAAUAAUUAAAUCUGCCAGUCAAUCAUCAGGAAUUUGUUGAAACGAGAUCUGAUUCGUUUAUUUCUAUUAAUCA
This is a messenger RNA of Meloidogyne enterolobii, 1022 nucleotides long. Lineage: Eukaryota; Metazoa; Nematoda; Chromadorea; Rhabditida; Meloidogynidae. The record is from the annotation of a GenBank genome assembly.